CGGAAGCGCGCCUCGGGAGGCGGAAGCUGCCUGUUCCGCCGCGUAGCCCCGCGGGGCCGGCGGAAGCGGGCGGCCUGGCCCACGUAGACAGCCUCCGUCCGGGGAGCGCCGAGACCAACCGGAGCACGGAGCACGGGAGGUACACGGGCCCGACGCGGUGGUGGAAAAGGACUUCUAUUUUUAAGCCAGCCGAUCGGAAGAAGAAAAAAUGUCUCAAAAGCAGAUGAAGGAAGCUUUUGUUAGUAACCACAAUGGAACCAGCGUGCUGGAAGUUACCCAGGGCUUGUGCUUGCCUGUGCUCUGCAUCCUGUGCAGAGGACUCCUGAUCAUUCUCUCACAGCACUUGUGGUCUUCACAUACCUGGAGAACUCGAUUCUUCAUUGACUUUGUUUUCCUAAUAGUUCCCGUGGUGACCACUUUGACCAUUUUGUCUUCCUUUGUAUACCUUGAGCACCUCACUGUAAUUCUCUUUGGGGCAGGGCUAUUCUAUCAAAUAUACUGCCGGAGAACUUGCUAUGCCAAAAUGCCCGGCCAGAAAAUCCUUCAAAAAUUCUUAAAAAUUAGUCUAGAAUCAGAAUACAUUCCAGCCAUCUCCUGUUUCCGUGUAAUUAACAGUGCAUUUACUGCUGUUGCCAUUUUGGCUGUGGACUUCCCACUUUUCCCCAGAAGAUUUGCCAAAACUGAGCUCUAUGGGACAGGAGCAAUGGAUUUUGGAGUAGGGGGCUUUGUUUUUGGAACUGCAAUGGUUUGUCCAGAGAUUAGGAGAAAAUGUAUGGAAGGGUCCAGAUUUGAUCGUUUUACAAAGUCAUUGUACUCUGUUUGGCCAUUAGUUCUUCUAGGAGUAGGACGAUUAAUCAUUAUAAAAUCCAUAGGCUAUCAGGAACAUGUAACUGAGUAUGGAGUUCACUGGAACUUUUUUUUUACCUUAAUAGUUGUGAAGUUGAUAACAUCACUGCUUUUGAUGUUUUUCCCCCCCAAUAAAUCCUGGAUUGUGGCCAUUGCCAUUACUGUAUUAUACCAGCUAGCCCUUGACUUGACCCCAUUGAAAAGGUUAAUUUUGUAUGGCACUGAUGGCAGUGGCACAAGGGUUGGUUUAUUAAAUGCCAACCGAGAAGGAAUAAUGUCUACCUUGGGGUAUGUGGCAAUACAUAUGGCUGGUGUGCAAACAGGGUCAUAUGUGCUUAAAAAAAGGUCACAUAUCAAAGACUGGAUAAAAGUAGCAUAUUGUAUUCUACUAUUAGCUAUUAGCCUCUUUGUAUCUCUUUACAUAGUCCAGGUAAAUGUAGAAGCAGCAUCUAGAAGAAUGGCCAAUUUAGCCUUUUGUAUUUGGAUAGUUGCUUCUAGCUUGAUCCUCCUUAGUAGCUUAUUACUGGGUGAUAUAAUUUUGAGUUUUGCAAAAUUUCUAAUUCAAGGGGCUCUAGUACCAUGUUCUUGGAAACUUAUCCAGUCUCCUGCUACAAGUAAAAAGCGUUCAGAAUCUCUAGUCUCUGAAGCUGAAAGAAAGAAACCCAGUCUUUGUUUAAUCACAGCUAUAAACAGAAACCAGUUGAUUUUUUUCUUGCUGUCAAAUAUAACAACUGGCCUAAUCAACCUGUUGGUAGAUACAUUGCACAGCAGUACCCUGUGGGCCUUCUUUGUGCUCAAUCUUUAUAUGUUUACCAACUGUUUAAUUAUAUAUAUACUACACUUGCAAGAUAAGACUAUAAAAUUUUGGUGAUCAAUAGGGGUUGGAUGUGUGUGUUUGAUGAGGAAUUAAUGAGGAAUAAAUAGUAAAUGUGAAGAAAAAGAGCUUUUGGCAAUCCAGUGUUAACUAUAUUUUAUUAUAAAAUUAAGAGUUUCAGUCCUCUAUAAGAGUAGUGAGGCUUAAUAUUUUAAUGUAUUUCUACACUAUGUAAAACAAACCAGUGGAGAAGAAAUGAAACCUUAUGACUCGUUAGAAUAUUAAAUUUCAGUAUUUUAAAGAAACUAUUGUAUUUAUAGUUGUGACACUGGAAGAUUGGAGGAUGGGGAGGAAGGUUUUUACUUUAGCUUGUAUCACCUUAUAUCAUCUGUAUUUUUUAUUGUAUGUAUUUUGUAAUCUUUACAUUAAAACAUAGAGUGAA
Messenger RNA from Eptesicus fuscus (big brown bat), 2102 nucleotides. RefSeq names its product phosphatidylinositol glycan anchor biosynthesis class W (gene PIGW). The transcript has 2 exons. The coding region runs from base 209 to 1717 and encodes 502 amino acids. Lineage: Eukaryota; Metazoa; Chordata; Mammalia; Chiroptera; Vespertilionidae. Gene Ontology annotation, molecular function: glucosaminyl-phosphatidylinositol O-acyltransferase activity. Gene Ontology annotation, cellular component: membrane; endoplasmic reticulum. Gene Ontology annotation, biological process: GPI anchor biosynthetic process; protein localization to plasma membrane. The record is from RefSeq and is a predicted model, not a curated record.